CCCAUGGCUGAAAAGGAAGUGGGUAAAACGGAGCUGUUACAGCCACCAUCGGCAUCUUUAAACGUCGUUUGCGGGGCUGGGCUUGCCAAUGCCGAGCCCGCCCGGGGGAGAGGAGCAGGUUUGCACUUCAAGGGGGUCUCCCUGGCCCCUCAGACACGCUGGAGCCAGGGGCUGUAGACAUUUGCCAGACGUGUGAAGUUUCCUCCAUGCUGGCAGCUGUAAUCUCGGCUAGAUUCCCACUUUGAUGUGCUCUCACACUUGCAAACGAGCCCGCCCGGGACCGGAGCGCACAUAUAUGAGCGCGCCGAGCUCGUAGGUCCCCUAGCUCCUCUCACCAUGAGCCAGGCCCAGCUCCCUUCGGCUGAGAUCAAGCCCCAAGGGGUCAGGCCUCACAUCUGCUGCGCACCUCCUCCACGUCCCCCCACUUCCCUCGGCAGUACCCCACUCGUGGUCAGAGCCGAGCCCCGACGGGGCGGGCCGCAGCCGAGCCAGCCGGAGGACAGCAAGCAUUGCGCAGCCGAGCCCGGCCGAGACAGUCCCCGGGAGCCUACCGACGCGUGCCCGUCGGAGCCAGCCCCCGACAGCGGCUGGCUGAGCGCCGACGAGUCCUCGGGCUACGAAAGCGAGAGCGCAGGAGGGGAGCGCGCGGCUGCGGCGGCUGAGGGGGAGAGCUGCGGGCGGCAGCGGCGGGCGCGGACCGCCUUCACCUCGGACCAGGUCUGCCGUCUGGAGAAGACCUUCCAGCGCCAGAAGUACCUGGGGGCCUCGGAGCGGAGGAAGCUAGCGGCUGCCUUGCAGCUCUCGGAGAUUCAGAUCAAGACCUGGUUUCAGAACAGGAGGAUGAAGCUGAAGAGGCAGAUACAGGACAACCAGCACAGCCUCUUGGCUCCUGCUCCACUGUACAGCUUCCCCCCGGGCACCUCCCCGGCUCUGUUCCAGGAUGGGUUCCUCUACCCCUUUGCUGCUCAGCACCAGAGACUCUUGCCUUUUGCCACGGUACCUGCUGUGCAGUUCGGCUUCCCCUUUCCCAGAUAUGAUGCAUCACAAAGUACCUACCACUUCAUGGCAAAUGAGCUGCCCUGCUACCAUCGACACUUUCUCCCUCAUCCUUCCUUCCAUCCAGUUUUUCAGAACAAAAUGGACAAACAAUGUAAUCCUGUAUAUGCAUUAUAGUGAAAAUGAAAAGGGGCAGGCAAAGGAGAAAAGUGCUGUGAUGUCUAGUGUGCUCAA
This is a messenger RNA of Neopsephotus bourkii (Bourke's parrot), 1230 nucleotides long. Its product is annotated as homeobox protein vent1-like. NCBI's taxonomy places the organism in Eukaryota, Metazoa, Chordata, Aves, Psittaciformes, Psittacidae. Bases 337 to 1173 code for a protein of 278 amino acids. Gene Ontology annotation, molecular function: DNA-binding transcription factor activity, RNA polymerase II-specific; RNA polymerase II cis-regulatory region sequence-specific DNA binding. Gene Ontology annotation, biological process: regulation of transcription by RNA polymerase II; cell differentiation. The record is from RefSeq and is a predicted model, not a curated record. Gene Ontology annotation, cellular component: nucleus. The transcript is spliced from 3 exons.